Molecule: messenger RNA, 1722 nt
Organism: Peronospora matthiolae
Lineage: Eukaryota; Oomycota; Peronosporomycetes; Peronosporales; Peronosporaceae
Source: the annotation of a GenBank genome assembly
AUGGACGCCUCCUCCCUCCGCAUCUCCAAGUUCGAUGGAACUAACUUCCACGCCUGGAAGUUCAAGAUGCAGAUGGUGCUGGAGGAACGGGACCUAUGGGAGGUCGUCAGCGGUGAGAUCAAGGCGGAACAGUGCGAGACUCAGUUGGACCAAGCGACGUACAAGAGGAAGUCAAGAAAGGCGAUGGCAGUGAUCUGUCUAGCCAUGGAAGAUUCCCAGCUACCGUUGGUCCGGUCGGCAAGUGGUGCAUGCGACGCAUGGUCAAGGUUGGAAGACCACUUCGAGAAGAAGAGUCUUGCCAACAAGCUGUUCUUGCGCCGUCGCUUCUUCACGACAAUGAUGGAAGAAGGCGACGAUGUGCUCGAACACAUCAACAAGCUCAAGACGCUGGCGGAACAGCUAGAAGCGGUGGGGGGCUCCACUUUGGAGUCGCGCUCAGACACUCUUAGCUGGGAGCUCGUGACGUCUCGACUGCUUCAUGAAGAAAUGAAGCGGAAGGAGCAAGGAAGUAAAGGUGAUGAAGCUUCGCAAGGUCAAGCGUUCAUCACAAGGGACAAUCAGCGCAAAGGGCGACCAGUGAAGAAGUCCUGGCCGUGCCACAAUUGCGGAAAGAUUGGUCACUGGAUGGCGGAGUGCCCCUCGCGCAUCCAAGAAAACACGGAGAGACACCGGCCACAGCGUGCUCAAGACAGCGGCGACCGCUAUCGAUCACAACGUGCAAACGUCGCUCAAGAAGAAGACUCGGGCGACUACCUCUUUUCGAUCGGUGAAACGACAUCUGCGAAAUCGAGCGACAUCUGGCUGGUCGACUCCGGGGCGACGCAGCACAUGACGUGCUCCAAGAAGUUCAUGCGGAACUACAAGGGGUUUGACGCUGUGGAUGUCCAUCUCGUGGAUGACGGAAUCGUCCAAGCAAUCGGCAGUGGGGACAUUGUCAUGUCGAUGAAGACACCCCAAGGGAUGAAGAAAGGUGUGCUCACAAACGUGUGGCACAUCCCAAAGUUAUCCAGAAACCUGUUCUCGGUCGGCCGCUUCACCAAGGAUGUCGGCCCAGUGACGUUCACGAAGGAUGGGUGCUAUGGAGAAGCGAAAGGGACCAAGUGGAAAAUUGGUGCCCGUGAAGGUAAAGGACUGUUCAAGCUGCAAAUGACUCCAGUGGCGCCGGAACAAGCAAAUGCAGCCAAGUCGUCGGGAUGUCAAGGGGGCACCAAGUCGUACCUCUGGCACCUUCGGCUUGGCCACAUAGGUCACGAUGGACUCAAUUGCAUCGUGACGAAGAACAUUGGAAUUGGCAUCGACAUAUCUUCGGUGAAGAAGUGGGACGUGUGUGAAGGUUGUGCUCUGGGAAAACAGACUCGAGUGCGCUUCCAAUCAAACACUACAGCUCGCACCUCCAAACUCCUCGAAGUGAUUCACAGCGACGUAUGCGGACCGAUGUCGAUGGCAACUUUCAGUGGAAAACGGUACUUCGUGACAUUCAUUGAUGACAAGUCAAGAUACUGUGUCGUCUAUCUGCUCAAGAGCAAAUCUGAAGUUGCGGCGAAGUUCAUGGAAUACGCUGCGAUGGCCGAAACGCAAACCGGAAAGCGCGUGAAGUACCUUCAAAGCGACAAUGGGGGUGAAUACAAGUCCGACAAGCUGGCACGAUUCUGCGCGGAACGGGGAAUACAACAAAGGUUCACACCCACCCCCAUAUACUCCUCAGCUAAACGGAGUAGCUGA